UGACGGUUGCUCGAUCGGCUUUGCGGACGGUUCUAAAGCUAUCACUUGGUCUUUUGGACAGAUUAUGUUUAUUCUUCUAUAAAACCGCCUUUAACAUUUCCGUUUCCAUUUCACCGUGCCAAGAUUGUGCUCUGCUGCAAUGGGCAAACAAAACUCCUCCCGGUUGGGCUAUUUGCUGGGCGUUUUGGUUUGAGAAGCUGUCAAAAAAAAUGUCAAGCGAACGUCAUCCGCGUUUUUAGUACAAUUUGUCCAUGAUGCCAAACUUCAAAUGGUUCGUGGAUGUAAACAAAGGCACAAAACCUCGUGUUCCAUUCGGCGCUGCACCGGCUCAACAAAUUUCCCGUUUUUGAAAGUGAAACUGGCCAUACUUUCCGGAGUACGCAAUGAGUGUGAAAGCACUGGAUGAGGUUCCAGGCUUUACGCUUCACAAGGCCGAAGUAGAUUACGACGAUGAAGAGGACGGAGGCAAGAAGGGCAAGAAGAAAUCCGGAGGAUUCCAGGCGAUGGGUCUCGGUGCACCGAUACUGAAGGGAAUCCUUAAGAUGGGCUACAAAAUACCGACACCGAUUCAACGGAAAACUAUUCCCCUUAUCCUGGACGGGCGGGAUGUUGUGGCGAUGGCAAAGACCGGAUCUGGUAAGACGGGUUGCUUUUUGAUCCCGAUGUUUGAGAAGCUGAAGCAACGUGAAGCGAAGGCAGGUGGAGGCGCUCGAGCACUGAUUCUUUCGCCGACCCGUGAACUGGCCAUACAGACGUUUAAGUUCAUCAAACAGUUGGGCCGAUUCAUGGAUCUGAAAACGAUUCUGGUACUCGGUGGAGAUUCGAUGGAUUCACAAUUCGCCGCAGUGCACACGCUACCGGAUGUGAUCGUGGCCACACCGGGUCGUUUCUUGCAUCUCUGCGUGGAGAUGGAUCUGAAACUAAGCUCAGUACAGUACUGCGUAUUUGAUGAAGCCGAUCGAUUGUUUGAGAUGGGUUUUGGUGAGCAGCUGACCGAAACGAUCAAGCGGCUGCCCGAAUCCCGCCAAAUGGUUCUGUUUAGUGCGACCUUGCCGAAACUGAUGGUUGACUUUGCAUCGGCCGGUUUGUGCCAACCGGUACUGAUACGAUUGGACGUAGAAUCAAAGAUACCUGAUACGCUCGAUUUGAAGUACAUUUACUGUCGGCCAGCGGAACGUUACGCGACGCUCUUGGUGCUUUUGCGCGAUGUGAUCCCUAGCACAGCACAGACGGUCAUUUUCGCCGGUACACAGCAUCACGUGGAAUUGAUUUCAUUGAUGUUGACCAAAGCUGGAAUCCCCAACAGCCAUGUUUACUCUGGACUUGAUGCGUCUGCGCGUAAGAUUAAUACGGCCAAGUUUACGCAUCACAAAGUGAACGUACUCGUCGUGACAGACAUCGCCGCACGCGGUCUCGAUAUUCCAACGCUGGAUUACGCUAUAAAUCUACACUUCCCAGGCAAACCGAAACUGUUCAUCCACCGUGUGGGACGAUGCGCCCGUGCUGGACGAAGUGGAACAGCUUACUCGAUCUUUUCAAACGAUGAUAUCGCGCAUGUGAUCGAUCUACACAUGUUUCUAAAUCGAACGCUCGAUCUGGCCGAUAGAAACACAAUUGGAAUCGUUCCACCGGAUACACAGGAAACAGAACAUCUGCUAGUGCAGGAGUACGUUCGCCACAUUGACCUGGCGACGGCAUAUCGAGUGAGCAAUAAUGCGUACAAACAGUACAUCGUAACCCGACCAGCGGCAUCGGCGGCAUCGAACAAGCGAGCAAAACAAUUUAAAAUCGGUGAACUGGGUGUGCUUGAAGACUUUCAACGCGAAAACGCCGAACCGGACGGUUCAACAAAGGGAAGAAAAUGGAAGAAAGGAAAGUCGAUCGUGCUGAAGAAAGACAAGAAACAUGCUAAAGAAGACACCCAAAAGCUAGAGGUGAAAUCGGGUUCCGCCGACUCGGGAGUCGAUCCGGACGCAUUUAGGAACGAUUUUCUUGCACGCAUGAAAAACUAUCGUCCACAAGCGACAAUUUUUGAGCUGAACCCGAAAGCAAACGCCCGAGAGUUGAUGGCGAUGACCCAGAAGCGUAAAUCGGAUGAGGCAAAGAUCGAGAAGAAUAAGCGUAAGUUGGCCGAACUGGAAGCGGAAGAGCAAGAGAAACAGAAUAUUAAAUCGGUAUCAGAAAAAGACGAGGUUUCCAAACGUCGCAAAGGACCAACCCGCGAUGAGGAGCAUUUCAUCGCCUACCAAGCGAAGGAUGCUGUCGAGGAGGAUGGUUAUGCGAUCGACAAUUUCACUCGCCAAGCUAACUCGGCCGAACUGAGUGUCGUGGGCGACACGGCCGAGGGACAGCGGAUGCACCGUCAGCUGCAAAAGUGGGACCGUAAAAAGAAGAAGAUGGUAAAUGUAGAAAACCCCAAGGCUGGAAAGAUUCGCACCGAGCAUGGUGUUUGGAUUGCGGCUUCGUACAAGACGGGCCGCUACGACAAGUGGAAGGAGCGAACGAAAUUGGAUGAAAAGUUACUGGCCGAACAGGCACAACAAUCGGACGAUGAUGCAGGUGAUGGGGCCGGUGCGGCUUCGGCAGUACCGAUCGUACAGCGCCACUACCCGACUACGCACUGGGGGCGACACAAUGCGAAGGCCGAUCUGCGUAAGUUGCGCGAUCUGGAUCUGAAAACGCCCGAGCAGAUUGUGAAGAAACGGAUGGAGAAGGAAACGAAGAUGGCUAAGGAGAAGGCCGCACGAUUGAAAAACAUUCAACGUAAAAAGCGCGCGUUGGCAAAACGGAAAAGUGCCAAGGGUAAGUAAUUGUCGGGUCCUUUGAAUGCUGAACGCUUGUAAGAAUAUAUGAAGCAAUGGGUAUGUUACUAAAACAUGUUAGUAAACAUCCAUAUGAUAGAGCAAGACUAUCUACUGAUUUACUGCAGAAUCAAGAAGGUGAGAAAAAUUCUAUAAACUUAGCUAAAACGUACAACAGUUUCAAUUUCAAUGCAGUCGAGUUUGUCCAUUUUGAAAGAUUUUCGAAAUAUUGAAAAGGCCACAUUAAAAUAAAGCCUUGAUAAGGGUAUUAACCUUUCGUCAGCAUUGUGAGUGUCUAUUGCAUCAUAGGUUAGAAAGUUAAUAGCUUUUCUUAUGCUAAAUUAUGUUAUCGAAUUCAUUUCCAUAUAAUUCGACACACACAAACAAUUCGUAGCAAAGCAAAUGUUUCAAACAUUUCCUGCGUUCGUCAUAUUCCGAACAAAAGGUAGCGGAGACCAUACCUGGCCCAAUAUCCCAAUCUUUCGUCUGCGUAAAACAUUAGCCACGGGAAUUGUAAACAAAAUAAAAAAGGACCAAAUGAAAAGGGCACGGCUGGAUCAGCUAAAUGAGACGAGGGUUCGACGAACAGUGUGAUAUCCGCAACAGACCGGAAGGAAACGUUUACGGCCACACGACAACCGUUAUCGCGGGUUAUCGUUUUGGGUUUUUUUAUUACUUUCCUCUUUUUCAAUACGGGGACUCAUCCGUCUUCGAUAUCCUAAAUUUGGUAUCGUUGUUUGUGGGGAAUGAAAUGAAUGUUUCGAGUUUUAACGGAAGACAACAGCGGAAGUUUAUUUCGAUGUCUUCAUUAUCUGGUAGAAGCACAAAAGAAGGAGUCAUGGGGACAUGGAGGAAUAGUCAUUUUCGGUUAAUUGUCCAAUUCGUUUCCUUCUCAAUCUGCAUUUUUUGAUAAGCAGAACGAAAAAUGAACAUAAGUUCUUGUUGUCUCCAGGACCCGAAUUGGUGUGUUAAUUGCCUUCACUGUUCGCUCUUUUUCUAACAAAAGUAUACCUAGUUUGACUUGGCCUAGAUUUGAACUACCGUAUCGUUUCCCAUCAACCAGUCCCGAUGUUCCACAAAGGAAAUAGAAGUAUAAGGAUCAAGGCCAAACGUUCAUCGACCACUCCUUGUAAUCCUUGCACUGGAACUUUAUUGCGUGUUAGCCUUGAAUCAGACCAAACCGCAUUAUAAUCACCAUUUCGGCGUCCAAGACCUUUGUCAGACGUCUGGAUCAAAUCCAGUUCUUUUUAGGUGUUACCAUUAUGUGUCGUCGAUUCAUACACGGGUCGAAGGACUUUUUGUGCGACCCUCUGUUCAAUCUUCCCAUUUUUCGUACCAUUUGUAUAGUUUUAAAAGGCGGCCACUCACUGUGAACUGAUGUGAGACAAAACCGCCACGCGCCAUGCAGGAUGAUUGUACCCUGCGGGAAAAAAUAGGGUGCCAAUAAGAAAUAACAUCCAUUAGCGAACAGGGCAGAUUCAAAACGUUUGAAGGGGAUCAGUUUUCAGCGGAAUUCUAUUACGGUAGCAUGCGACUAACAGCAUACGGGUGUUUCAAAAUAAUAACGCGAAGGGGAAUGCACCUAGUUCUGUGAUGGAAGGUUGGUGGAAUCAUGGGUAUGAAGUGACUAAUUCAAUCAUUACCAAUCGAAAGCGUUGC
This is a messenger RNA of Anopheles moucheti, 4460 nucleotides long. Its product is annotated as ATP-dependent RNA helicase DDX54. The coding region runs from base 384 to 2810 and encodes 808 amino acids. Gene Ontology annotation, molecular function: RNA helicase activity; RNA binding; ATP binding. The record is from RefSeq and is a predicted model, not a curated record. Lineage: Eukaryota; Metazoa; Arthropoda; Insecta; Diptera; Culicidae. Gene Ontology annotation, cellular component: nucleus. The transcript is spliced from 2 exons.